Messenger RNA from Mytilus californianus (California mussel), 1304 nucleotides. RefSeq names its product bis(5'-nucleosyl)-tetraphosphatase PrpE [asymmetrical]-like. Lineage: Eukaryota; Metazoa; Mollusca; Bivalvia; Mytilida; Mytilidae. Bases 188 to 1039 code for a protein of 283 amino acids. Gene Ontology annotation, biological process: polyphosphate catabolic process. The transcript is spliced from 2 exons. Gene Ontology annotation, molecular function: phosphatase activity; endopolyphosphatase activity. The record is from RefSeq and is a predicted model, not a curated record. Gene Ontology annotation, cellular component: cytoplasm.
CAAAUGUUAACUUCCGUAUAUGUGUUAAAAAUAUUGCUGAUCUACUGAAAUUUUCCGAAACAGAAACAAGAUAGUGUGUCAGCAUAACAGAAGUUAAGGCGCUGUCAAAGUAAUAUAGCUGCACCUUUCCUUUACCAAAGAGAGGCGGAACGAAGUAAAAUCUGAGUACUACAGUGCAUCAGUCUAAAUGUACAUUGCUUCAAUGACAUCAUUGUUCAUUAUUAUCACAUCGCUACUGAGAACCAGAAAGCCUAUACCUACUGUGAGAAGGUUCACUAAAUUUAAACUUCCGCUUCCAAAAACUCUUCAUCUUUCUUUAGAAAAUGUCUCUAUACAAGGUCGAGAAAUUUUCAUUGUUGGUGAUGUCCAUGGUUGUCUGGAGGAACUAGAACAGCUCCUCGAAUUAGCUAGGCUGGAAAUAAACAAUAAGAAAAUGUUACCUAUAUUUGUGGGUGAUUUGGCGAACAAAGGACCGCGGAAUCUAAUGACCAUCAGGAAAGUUAGACAGAUGGAAGCUUUAUCUGUUCGAGGAAAUCACGAAGAAGCGAUAGUACGACAUUAUUUAAACUGGCAAAAUGAUCAAAAUUAUGUUAUACCAGAGGUAUUCAAAUGGAUCACGGAGCUAAACACGGACGAUAUCAAUUAUCUCCUAGAAUUGCCGUAUACCAUAUCUAUUCCAUCUAGGAAUAUAUUAAUAGUACAUGCUGGAUUAGUGCCCGGGAUUCCCAUUCAACAACAAAAUCUUGAUAAUUUUAUUCAUAUAAGAAACUUAUAUCAAGAUAAUGACGGCAACUUUAUAGCUUCAGAACUUCCAUUUCAGGGCGAGGCUUGGGCCUCUUUUUGGACAGGACCUGAACAUGUAUAUUUUGGUCAUGAUGCUUCACGAAAAUUGCAACAACAUCCAUAUGCAACCGGACUUGACACUGGUUGUUUAUAUGGUAAUAUGCUCUCAGGAAUAGUUAUUAACAGUCAGAAAAUGUUACAAGUAAAAGCCAAGACGGUAUAUUCUGAACCAAAAGGUUUUAAAACACCUAAAUGAAUAAUUCAUAGCAUGUAUAGUAGAGUGAGAUAUAUGCAACAAAUAUGAACAUUUUAUUGAACAAAUCUGCAUUACACAUGGUUCUUAUUUAAGAAUUUGUACUUAUAUUUUUUUAUUCUUUAUACAUGAAAAUUUUAUACCAUAUUACAUAUAUAUUGAAUAUUUCAGCACUUCAUCAUGAUCAUGGAGUAUCAUAACUUUAAUUACUUUCUUUUUGUGAUUAUGAUUAGAAGUUAGUAAUGGAUAUAUGUUAGUUUACAAAGAU